AUGACCUUCGAUAUAACCAUGAACGCUCUUAAUAACGUAUGGAUCACUGUACUAUUGGGUACAGCUAUAACAGUUGUGUUCAUCUUUGGUUUCGCCUACUUCUAUCAAAAGAAGACAAACGAUAAGAAAAAUGAAGAAGGUGAUGAUAAGAAGAAUACAAAGGAAUGCAAUGAAAAUGACUUGAUGACAAUGGAUAAUGAAAUGAUGGAAAUGACGAUGGAGGAAUGUGCGAAUGAAGAUGAAUGUGAGGAAAAGGAGGAGGCUAAAGAAGAAGAUGUCAUUCAACAACAAUUGCAAGCUAUCUAUAGCUUACUUCAGGAAACUCAGGAAAAGAUAAGUAAAGAAGAAAUGAUAGAUCAAUUGAAGCUCUACAAAUGA
This is a messenger RNA of Auanema sp. JU1783, 378 nucleotides long. The record is from the annotation of a GenBank genome assembly. NCBI's taxonomy places the organism in Eukaryota, Metazoa, Nematoda, Chromadorea, Rhabditida, Rhabditidae.